UGUAUAACAACCAAAGGUACAGGCACUGCGAUAUGUAGGAGGUGUCAGUGGCACCACGGAGCUCCAGCGCCGUCCUGACAGCUGCAUAUACAUCAUGGAGUUAUGAGUUUCACCGAAUGGAAUGGUUGUGCUGACGUCCCAGCUGUUGACAGGUCUGUUGAUGGAUUUGUUGCAUGAAUGAUAAGAAGCUGCGAAUUCACACUCACCGAUUCGACUUGGUUUGGGUGAAUGACAACUCAUUCCACGGACAACGUAUGGGACAAAUACUGUUCUCCUCAUCUGGUACUGCCACUUUCGGACUCCAUCCUGGACAAACCUGCCCCCUGAGAAUCUGUAAGUGUGUGAUUGAGGUGAUCUGAUUGACUGACAUUCCGUGCCAUGAAAUCGGACUGCUAUAUGUCCCUUCGUAACGUAAAGGAGUAGACGAUACGAACUGAUUGUGACUAUGUCUUUCUAAGGACUGGGAUAAGAAAAGUGAGAUGACAAUCAAUUGUGCACACAUCCUAGGACAAACAACUCAUGCACAACCAGAUAAUUGCAAACUUUCCAUGAAAUAAAAUCACCUGGCUGCGACCAUCUUCUGAUUAUACCAUGGAUACAGUGACGCGACAGCUUUCAAACCUAACUGCAUCAACAUUGUGUCUUAAAAGUAAGAUCAGACAUCGACUUGUCAACAUAAAAGACGGAAUCGCAGGAAGAAAGGCGACCCGAGCUCAUGAAGUUACACACGAAAGCUGGCAUCCCUGGCAGGAGCUGAAACGACUGCAGGUUCAAGAAAACGUCCCCAAGGAACUUGUCCCCAAGCCUACGUGGGAGCCAGGAAUUGAGGCUGGCUACCGUCCACCCUACAAACCAUGGCGAUAUUACUUCUUCAGUCUUGUCCAAUGGCACAACGAGACCGUGAAUGUUUGGACCCAUCUGAUUGGGUCCGUCUUAAUAGUGCUGUACAUGUUACACUUCCAUGACACCAUGGACUAUCUGAAUAACCCACGUGCAUGGCCACAUCUAAUGUUGGGCGUCUGCUCCUUGAUAUGUACAUCUGCCAGUGGAGUCUGCCAUCUGAUACACUCCAAAUCAGCGUUUGCGCAUUACGUGACUUUUUCAUUUGAUUACGCCGGCGCGGGAAUUUACGGUCUUGGGUUGGGCACAUGCAUCUUGUUUUACACCUGCGACAAAGACAUGGUUUACUAUUUCGGACGCCUGUUCUUGCCAAUCCUUGUGGUGUGUUGUGCGACAAUGUGUUUUUGUAUUUGUUACGGAAAAGUGAAGUACAGCCUCCAUCACCAUCACCGGAGGAAAAUGUGGUUCGUCAUAUCUACGGUCCCGCCGUAUGCUUGCAUGUUCCUAAUGGGUUUUCCGCGGUAUGUCCGUUGCUACUUCCUCAAUCCGAACCCAGAUCCUGUAGACGUACAAUCAUGGCACCUCCACCGAUAUCAUCUCAUCACCUUUUUCGCAGCCACAUUCUUCUUCGUAUCCCAUGUCCCCGAGAUCUACGCUUACGGCGAAUUCGACAUGCUCGGUCAAGGACACCAGUUAUGGCACGUCUUUCUUGUUUGUACCAUGGUCUUUCAAUUGUACGCUACUCAUUAUGACUACACCACCAACGGUGAGCGUAGUCCGGAUGUAUUGGCGAACCUUCCUGGAUACGAAACAUGUUUGUACGUGGUCGGGAUUCUCAUACUGACCGAUUUAUUCUUGAUAGUCUGCGCCAGUCGAAUAGCAAGACAAGUGGUAGACGAGGAGCAUCACGAACUCCCGAGAUGUGCUGGUAGUGAUACGGUGGACCAUCAGCGACGCCGUGAGAAAAGGUCGUAUUUGGAAGCGAGCACCAGUCCCAGAGUCCUAAGGAAAUCAACGAUUUUACAAAGAAGAGUUGUCAUCCGCAAAUUGUGAAGGCAUCCAGUCAAUGUCAUUUCGUCCCAAGUUAAGAAGAUAUGGUUGAAGAUUUGACAUUUUUUGUUCGUUGAUGCAGUGCAAAAAUGCAUUUGAAACAUAUGGGACUGUAGGUAAUGAACGAAUGACAUUCGGUAACGAGAACCAGUAUCUAUGGGAAAAUGAUGGCGGAUUAGAGUGAAAAAAAAUAAUGGAGACCAUGGCAUUAAUUGAUGAUGACCGCGUACGUAAGAUCAGUGUCUUUAGCGACGUUUUUCAUCGAGCCAUUAAAUUAUCUGUGAUUCUACGCUUGUGAUGCGCACUGUAUAAUCACUCCGGCACGACUGUCCUGUUUUAUUUGGUGCAUACACAUAUAGGCACAAUCAUUACUCACACACUAACAAUGAACAUGAUAUUAUUAUUUUGAAAUGUAGCAGAUUGUGACACUCGCCCUCGUAUCGCGGAUCGUUUAUAAUCACAUCCCUAAUAAGACAAGUACCCGAAUUGCAUCCCUUAGGUAACGUUGCACGAGCGUCGACAUUUUCAGUGACUGUUGCUAUACUGUAAUCUGAUAAUUUGUUGAGAACAGUAGUUUAGGUAUGUAGUGAAAUUUCGAUAAGAUGAAUAAGAUUAGAUUCUAGUAAUAAACGAGGUAAUUCAA
Messenger RNA from Lineus longissimus, 2533 nucleotides. Its product is annotated as membrane progestin receptor alpha-like. Gene Ontology annotation, cellular component: plasma membrane. The coding region runs from base 592 to 1893 and encodes 433 amino acids. Lineage: Eukaryota; Metazoa; Nemertea; Pilidiophora; Heteronemertea; Lineidae. The transcript is spliced from 2 exons. The record is from RefSeq and is a predicted model, not a curated record. Gene Ontology annotation, biological process: response to steroid hormone. Gene Ontology annotation, molecular function: nuclear steroid receptor activity; steroid binding.